AUGGGAUUCAAAUUGAAAAUUCAACAAAAUCAAAAAUGCUUAAAAGAUACCCCCUACUAUGUUAAACAGGACUUUCCGAAAGAAGUGCUGAAAAAACGUAAGGAAUUACAGCCCCAGUUGAAGGUGGAAAGAGAAGCAGGUAACACAGCUUUUUUAAAAUAUGAUAAGCUCAUAGUAUUACCUAGAAGAAAUAAAACCUCUACACAAAACCCUACCAACAAAAGAUCACUAUCUGAAUCUCCUGAAACUAAAAAUCCUUCUAACAUUUUACAAAAUAAAAAGCAGUCAGUUAAGAAGAGCAAAACAACAACAAUGAAGGAAUACAUUCGACAUAAACCAAAAUUUAUACUAAAUUAUGAACGGGCUACGCAUGACUCUACACCCAAUAAUGAGCACAUAAAUUAG
Parnassius apollo (apollo) is the source of this 405-nucleotide messenger RNA. The record is from the annotation of a GenBank genome assembly. NCBI's taxonomy places the organism in Eukaryota, Metazoa, Arthropoda, Insecta, Lepidoptera, Papilionidae.